AACCCACGAAACCCACGAACCCACGAACCUACGAACCCAAGAACCCACGAACCCCACGAAAGUCAAGGCGACCGACGACGACGAAGAGGACGAACACCCACGGCGGCCCACGGCGAUCCACGACCAUGACGACGAAGCACUGAACCACUGAACCACGAAAAGGUAAGUUUUUUUCUGUUUAAAUUUUAGAAAUUUCAAUGCGAAUUUGUGUAUGUGCUUCAGAUUUUGUGUGUUUUAGAUUGUAUAUGCGAAUCUAGAUGUCAAUACUUGCAUGUUGUAUAUGUUGGAUAUGUUUCAAUGGUGUUUUGUGUAUUUUUACAUAGUUAUCGAUGAAAUGUCGAUAGGAUAUCGAUAGGAUGUCGAUAUGUAUAGGUAUCUUUUUAUGUGUUUGAACAUUGUUGUCGACAGGUUGUCGACAUAAUGUCGACAAUUUGUCGAUGGUUUACCUUUGUUUGAUGUUAUGUAGUUUUGCCCUAGAAUGUCGAUAAUUUGUCGACUAUAUGUCGAUAGUUUGUCGAUAAUAAGUUGCAGUUGAUUCUUUUGGUAGUUCACUGUUAGAAUGUCGACAAUUUGUCGACUGUAUGUCGAUAGUUUGUCGAUUAUAAAUUCCAGUUGUUUCUUUUGGUAGUUUACUGUUAGAAUGUCGACAAUUUGUCGACUAUAUGUCGAUAGUUUGUCGAUUAUAUGUUGCAGUUGAAUCUUUUGGUAGUUUACUGUUAGAAUGUCGACAAUUUGUCGUCUGUAUGUCGACAAGUUGUCGAUGGUGAUCGUUUGUCACUGCUUUUAUGAUAAUGUCGAUAGCAUGUCGAUUGUAUGUCGACGAUUUGUCGACCAGUGUUGAAUGUUUGACAAUGUCGACAGAAUGUCGACAUGAUGUCGAUGUUUUGUCGACAUUUCUUAACUUUUUUGACAUUUAAAUUUUUUUGGUCUUUGAUUUUUCAGAUGGCUCCCAGACUCAUUAUUCCAGCACCCGAGCAUUUUACUGGCCGCGUCACAUAUAGGGGCACUGGAAUUUUUGCAAAAAUCAAAGCUCGGUUUGAGGAGUUCAACCUUAAUAACACGGCGAAGGAAAGCCGUUUCGGGAGCUUCUGGAAUGCCGUACCCUUGACAUUCUCCUCGGUGUUAUUUCACCAGUUGAUGCUCCACAAAAUGAAAGUGGAUGCUUAGGAGGAGUUGAGGAUGCGGUUUUAUGUUGGUCGGAAGGAGGUCCGAUUCGGGGUGCUGGAGUUUGCACUCAUUACAGGCCUGGACUUCUCCUCGGGGCCAACAUAAGAGGAGAAGGCUGCGCAGGUCGCGCGCUCGGGGUCAGACCGAUUGAUCAACAGAUAUUUCAACCGGUCUGAUAGUGUGAAGACAGAAGCACUCCAACUUCAGUUCACAAACUGCCAGAACCCGGAAGACUUGUACAAGCUCGGCUUGUGCUUGUUUGUGGAGUCAGUGCUUCUGGGCCGCGAGGCAAACGCGCUGAUUACGCCUCACAUACUUAGAUAUGUUGAAGACCUCGAGUUCUUCUUCCGGAUUCCUUGGGGGAAGCACUCAUUCGCCAGACUCAUGCACUCGCUUCAGAAAGACAUGUUGAAAUAGAAGGCCAACUACGAGAAGAAGCUGAGUUCGGAUGUUCAGCACGAGUGCAAAUACACAGCAUAUGGCUUCGCACCUGCAGUACAAUAUUGGGCGUACGAGGCCAUUUUGGAGGUUGGGAAGAGGUAUGGCACGAACCACGGGAUUCGGUUCCCCAGGAUGCUUAGCUGGACGAGCAAAGGCGAUAUUGGGAAGAAAGACGUCAGCGCAUUAUUUUCUAGACGGGUAUGAUUUUCACUUAUGUUCAGAAUAAUUAUUUAACAUAAAUGCUUGUAAUAAAUGCUAAAUGGUUUUAUUUUGAUAUUUUUUGAACCAUAAACAGAAUCUUGAAGUGGUGAAGGGGCUACUUCCACGGACAGAGGAGGAGGCAUUUGUGAGGACCAUAUCUUACGAUGGUGUGGAGAACCUGGUUGAUGAUGUUGUGGAUGACACAGAGGCUGAGGCAGGUAGUUAGGUACCAGAGACUCAGGUCCCAGACACUCAAGAAACAGACACUCAGGUACCAAUUUUUGAAACUUUUUUUUUAUGUCUUUAUUUUUUAUUGUUUUUGUUUUGUGAUAUUUGUUACAUUGUGGAAUUAUCGUAUGCUUACCGUAUUUUUUUGAUAUAUAUUUUUUCAGGCCACUGGUUCAGAACCUCAGCCCAGUGCACCAUCUUCAUCAGGCGUUCGGGGUGCCGAGUACACUGAUUUAGUGGCUCGGUUGGAUAGGAUCGAGGCUGACACUCAGGGUCUGUAUGCUGCUCAUGUCGAGCUGAAGAAGGCAUACGAGACUAGCCAUGUAGAGCUGAAGGGUGGUCAAAACGUAAUUAUGGAGCAGCUCAGACACAUAUUGGCCAUGUUGAAUCGUCCGCCAACGACAGCUUCAGCACCGGAGGCCCCAGCAGAUCCAUCUACCCCACCACGAGCUGCUUCACCCCCAGUAGAAGAGGAUGAGGUCUUCCCCGACGAUUACGAUCCUUAUGAGGGAGCUCCAGCGACUCCGAUCGAGGCACAACCUCUUAUCCAUGUACAUGACACCGAGGCGCAGGGUGAGAUUCUGUGGAUAGAGGCACAACUUGCAGUGGUUAAGAGUCGGAAGAGGAAGAGAAAGCCUCCUGUAUGGUUCGGUGACUAUACGGAGAUGAAGAGGAGACAUAGGCCAUCUUCGACUUUUGAUCCCCUGGAGCCACCGGAUGAGAAAUUGUUAACCACUUUCCGAAAGUGGUGUGUUGGACUCAUUCCGAACCACCGACUUCGAGAUUUGAGAAGUGGUGAUUAUGGUCCAGGAUUCUUUUGGACAAUGCUCACACCAAAGGAAUGGCUUACAGAUGACCAUAUAGAUGCAGCAAUGCAUAUGCUGAGGAGGCGACGCACCGACUAUCCACUGACAUUUCCUCAUAAAGGUAUCAUUCUCUCCACAUUCGUGACCGCCAUGAUCAGCAGUGCAUGGACGAGCCACAAGGGUCCGAGAAAAAACUUUGUGUGGGAGGAUUAUAUCCUGGACUACUGCAGAGGGGUUCAUAAGUCCCAAGUCUUUGAGAGAUGGAGGGGUAACGAGUUUAUUUACUUCGUUCUGAACCUUCCCGAGGCAAGGCACUGGGUCACAGUUGAAGUCGACAUAGAGCUGUGGAAAAUUAAUGUCUACGACUGUGAUUCCAGCGUCUGUCAUUGGACCGCCUUGGAACCCAUCCUGAAGGUUUGGGCAGAACUGCUGCCCUCGCUAAUCCUUGCAACCGGGGAAUUUCCACAUAACAACCAGAUCAUGGCGUUAGCUAACUGUGACAUCACGGUGCUUCCAAAAAUGCACUCGACUCGAGCCACUCACGACUUAGUUCCGAAGUCAGCAACCAGUGGUGAUUGUGGCGUCUAUUGCAUUGAGUAUGUGGAGCAUCUCAUGAUGCAGUGUGGAUUGACUGAUGUGACGCCAGACCGGAUAGCUAUGUUUCGUCAACGGUGGUGUGUUGAUUUAUUUUACCAAAAUGUCGGCUGAUUAUAUGUGUAAUUAUUGCGACAUUGUAUAUUUUGUGUAAUUAACAUUACAAUAUAUAGAUUUUCUUUUCGUUCAAAUUUUGAUAAUUAUUCGUGGUUUCAAAUAUAAAAUAUCAAUAUUAUUCAACAAAAAUAACUAUUAAACCUAAAAAUAAUUAAAAUAUUUGAAAAAUAUUCAACCUCAACAAAAAUAACUAUGACAAAAUAUGCAUCAUUACAAUAUAUCAAAUUUCCCAACGAAUACGUACAAGACGCCUCAGAUGCGGGCUUUGCAUGUU
Cannabis sativa is the source of this 3828-nucleotide messenger RNA. RefSeq lists its product as uncharacterized. Gene Ontology annotation, molecular function: cysteine-type peptidase activity. The transcript has 4 exons. Gene Ontology annotation, biological process: proteolysis. Bases 2391 to 3551 code for a protein of 386 amino acids. The record is from RefSeq and is a predicted model, not a curated record. NCBI's taxonomy places the organism in Eukaryota, Viridiplantae, Streptophyta, Magnoliopsida, Rosales, Cannabaceae.